AUGAAGUUGGAUACACGGGCAAUGCGCCAUUUGGCGUCCGAGGACUGGCGGGUUCUCACGGCGGUCGAGUUGGGAUCCAAGAAUCACGAAAUCGUUCCCACGCCGCUGAUCGAAAAGCUUUCCCGACUUCGAGGCGGAGUUAGCGGCGUCCACAGGUCUAUAUCGGCCCUCGCAAAGGUCGGCCUUAUCGCCAGGGUCAAAGAGGCAAAGUACGAUGGGUAUCGACUUACCUACGGCGGGCUCGACUAUCUCGCGCUGCAUACCUAUUCUUCUCGCAAAACUGUGUACAGUGUUGGAAGCCGGAUCGGCGUGGGCAAAGAGAGUGAUAUCAUGGUUGUCGCGGACCACACGGGAACACAGCAAGUGUUGAAGAUCCACCGACUGGGCAGGAUAUCGUUUCGGACCGUCAAAUCGAACCGAGACUACCUCAAGAACCGCGCUUCGGGCUCCUGGAUGUACCUGUCAAAGCUGGCUGCCAUGAAGGAAUUUGCAUUCAUGAAAGCCUUGUACGACGAGGGGUUUCCGGUUCCAGUGCCUCUUGCGCAAUCCCGCCACACCAUCGUCAUGACCUUGAUCGAUGCUUUCCCUCUUCGACAAAUAUCCGCAAUCCCGGAUCCUGCAUCGCUAUACGGCGAUCUUAUUGCCCUAAUCCUCCGACUUGCCAGCCACGGGCUGAUCCAUGGUGAUUUCAACGAGUUCAACAUCCUCAUCAAGGAAGAAACGAUUGUCGAGGACGGCAAGGAUUCGAUGAAGCUAUCGCCUGUCGUCAUCGAUUUCCCUCAAAUGGUGUCGAUGGAACACCAAAAUGCCGAAAUGUACUUUGACAGAGAUGUUGAAUGCAUCAAACGUUUCUUCAACCGUCGAUUUCAUUUCACCAGUACACAGCAUGGACCCUUCUUCAAGGACGCUAAAAAGAGCAUGGUGAAGGGCGGUCUAACAAGAUUAGAUGCAUCCGUUGAAGCCUCUGGAUUCACGAAGAAAAUGCUCAAGGACCUGGAGGCCGCGAUCAAGGAGAAGGCUGCGAAGCUUGAGGAGGCUGGAAGGGCUACGGACGAGAGCGAUGACGAUGAGUUGGACGACGAGGACGACGAAGACGAAGGGGACGACGAGGGUAACGUCGAUGAACACGGCCACGUUGUGCUUGGAUCUUCAGCGGAUGAGACAGGCGAGGGUUCAGGGGAAGGAAACGAAUCCAGUGGAAAGAACAGCAACGACACGGCAGCUAUCGCGAACGAAGCUCUCUCACAAGAUGUGUCCGCGUUAGCCAUUUAG
Drechmeria coniospora is the source of this 1272-nucleotide messenger RNA. Its product is annotated as RIO1 family protein. Lineage: Eukaryota; Fungi; Ascomycota; Sordariomycetes; Hypocreales; Ophiocordycipitaceae. Gene Ontology annotation, molecular function: ATP binding; protein serine/threonine kinase activity. Gene Ontology annotation, biological process: protein phosphorylation; maturation of SSU-rRNA. The transcript is spliced from 2 exons. Gene Ontology annotation, cellular component: cytosol; preribosome, small subunit precursor; nucleus. Bases 1 to 1272 code for a protein of 423 amino acids. The record is from RefSeq and is a predicted model, not a curated record.